Caenorhabditis bovis is the source of this 843-nucleotide messenger RNA. NCBI's taxonomy places the organism in Eukaryota, Metazoa, Nematoda, Chromadorea, Rhabditida, Rhabditidae. The record is from the annotation of a GenBank genome assembly.
AUGUGGCAUUUUCUGAUUGCCGGCGUUUCCACUACCGCUUUUCUCGCAGCGUUCACCACUCUCUAUUGGUCGUGGACCUUUUACAAUGAGCUCAAUUCGUUCAACAGUGAAUUGAAGGCCGAGUUCAACGAUUGGAAGGAGGUUAGUGAUGACACCUGGAUGCGAUUAACCGAAAUGAGUUCUCGUAGUUCCCCGAAACAGACCAAUGUGAUGAUUCUCUUCAAGCGUGUCAAAAAGAGUAUCGAAUGUCAAUGUGCUCCACCUGCUAAUUAUUGUCCACCAGGACCACCAGGAGAUAAAGGAUCUACGGGGGAGCGCGGAAUUCCAGGACCUGACGGCGAGGAUGGAAGAGAUGGUGAGCCGGGACUUGAGAUCGAACAUGAGAAGCCGGAUGUCAAACAAUGUAUAAAGUGCCCCGCUGGACCUGCCGGGCCACCAGGUCCUCCGGGACCUUUGGGUCCACAAGGAGAGAAGGGCCCCGACGGUCCAAGUGGUCCACAGGGAGAGCAGGGAGCACCAGGACCUAUUGGAGAGAGCGGAGACAAAGGACCACGCGGAACCCCAGGAAGGCAAGGCCAACGCGGACCUUCUGGACUACCGGGAACUAUUGCUACCCCAGGUCUUCCGGGACGUCAGGGACCACAAGGACCAGUUGGGCCCACGGGAGAACAAGGAAAACCUGGAUUAAAUGGAAAAGAUGGUUCUAUGGGAGAGCCAGGGCAUCGUGGACAAAACGGAAGACCAGGAAAGAAAGGAAAGAAUGGACUCCCAGGAGUGCCUGGAACUCGAGGAGGACACGGAGAGGAUGCUGGAUAUUGCCCAUGUCCGGGAAGAUCUGUAUAA